GUGAACGUAACGUCCAUUUGAGAACGCAUAAAACGCAUGCGUUGGAUUACUUGCCAAAAAAAAAUUUAAUAAUUUCUCGAACGAAUUGGCUCGAUUUGAUAGAAAAACCGGGGCGUUAAAUAAGAAUAAAUUCGUAAAUUGUUGUUCAAGCAUUUUGAAAGUGUCCGAUAACUUAAAACAAGUCGAUAGAAAUGGAGAAGAAAGAACAGUUGCUGAUAAUUUCGCCGCAAAAUGAGUUGAAAUUCUGUGGUCCGUUCAAUCAAUCCAUUACAUCGUAUAUGAAUUUACGAAAUCCGACGGAUAAAACAAUAUUAUUCAAAAUCAAAACAACGGCCCCGAAGAAAUAUUGUGUACGUCCCAACAGCGGCCAUUUACAGCCGAAGGAGAUGAUGGAUAUAGCAAUUUGCUUACAACCAUUUAACUUUGAUCCGAAUGAAAAGAAUAAGCAUAAAUUCAUGGUACAGAGUUUAGUUGCACCAGACGGUGAGAUUCAAUUUGAUCAAUUGUGGAAAGAUGUUACCCCAGACCAAUUGAUGGACUCGAAAUUGCGAUGUGUGUUUGAUUUGCCGGCCGAUAAAACCGCUGCGUCAAUAACUGAGCAAAGUGAAUUCACUUCGAAUGCGACAAAUUCACUACCGGUUAAUGAUGAGAAGAUCACGGAAACAGAUAGCACGUCAAUGGCAGCGGCAGAAAUUAAUAGUUUACGCGAAAAGGAAAGUAAUUUGCGUCAGGAAAAUCUUCUACUUCAGGAACAACUUCUACGACUUCGCAUGUCUGUUGAAUCAAACACCAAAGAAUCAGCAGCAUUUCAAAAUCCGUAUUCACCACCACACCAUGCUCAACAAACAGCACCUAUGGUUUAUGUAGCUCUUGCCGUUGUUAUGGCAAUAUUCGGUUUAAUUUUGGGCAAAUUUGUGCUCUGAAUAAUUUAAAUAAGAAAAACACAAAACAAACAAAAAAAAUGUUUCUGGCAAAAUCACAACCUAAAAAUUUAUAUUGAGAGAGAGAGAGAGAGAGAGGGAGAGAGGAAAAUAACGAACAGUUUACGAAAAACUCGGUCAGAUAAGAACAGAGUUGAAUGAAGUUCAAGAAAUAAAAAAAAAAUUAAAAAAAGAAACAAAAACAAAAAGAUAGACAGAAAAAUGCUAACAAGAAAAAUUCAAAUGAAACUUUUUAAUUCGACGGAACCGAGAAUGAGACACACACACAACACAGGAAUGGAUUAAGGAAUGAUGAGAAGAAGAAA
Molecule: messenger RNA, 1246 nt
Organism: Bradysia coprophila
Lineage: Eukaryota; Metazoa; Arthropoda; Insecta; Diptera; Sciaridae
Gene: Vap33
Product: VAMP-associated protein 33kDa
Biological process (GO): endoplasmic reticulum membrane organization
Cellular component (GO): endoplasmic reticulum membrane; plasma membrane
Molecular function (GO): FFAT motif binding
Source: RefSeq, a predicted model, not a curated record